AUGAGCGGGAAUGUGAAGUUCAACGUCGUCGCUCCCGCUCCCACGCCUGCGGCGGCGAAGAAGGCAGGUGAAAAGCCCCAGCCAAUUCUUCCGCAUGAGUUUCUUCUUAGUCUCUACGGUCGACGUGUGAUUGUUCUCCUGUCCUACCAGAACCACGAGCUGGAGGGCCGACUGACGGCGGUGGACGCGGAUAAAGGUGACCUUUUUUUGGAGGACGUUGUGCACUUUGUGUGGAGCCACGGUGGGUUUGGUAGUACGGUGAGGGAAGGCGCGCGCACCGAGUUGCGACGCUGCGGCAGCGCAAUGGUGAAUAGUCGAUACAUUGAAGUAAUUACCCCCGCUUGA
Messenger RNA from Trypanosoma rangeli, 345 nucleotides. RefSeq lists its product as uncharacterized. Bases 1 to 345 code for a protein of 114 amino acids. The transcript has a single exon. The record is from RefSeq and is a predicted model, not a curated record. NCBI's taxonomy places the organism in Eukaryota, Euglenozoa, Kinetoplastea, Trypanosomatida, Trypanosomatidae.